Messenger RNA from Suillus clintonianus, 807 nucleotides. RefSeq lists its product as uncharacterized. The coding region runs from base 1 to 807 and encodes 268 amino acids. The transcript has a single exon. NCBI's taxonomy places the organism in Eukaryota, Fungi, Basidiomycota, Agaricomycetes, Boletales, Suillaceae. Gene Ontology annotation, molecular function: nucleic acid binding; RNA-DNA hybrid ribonuclease activity. The record is from RefSeq and is a predicted model, not a curated record.
AUGGUGGGACUAACCCUAGCCGCCAAACUCAUAGCCACCGAACAGCAGAUCGAAUUCCCGCUGUCAAUAUCUAUCGACAAUCAGGCAGCAAUAGUAUCAGGUGAGCGCUUUCACUCAGGACCAGGAGCUUACCUCUCCCUCAAGUUUCAAAAGCUACUAAGAGCAGUAAAGUGGUCCAACCCGCACUACGAUAUAACGGUUAGAUGGGUUCCAGGUCACGAAGGGGUCCACGGGAACGAGGAAGUAGAUAAAGCAGCGAAAGUAGCGGCAGAGGGACUACACCGCUCAAGCCCCCGUGCGUCACUUCCUAAAUAUCUCCGCAAUGGUCCGCUACCUUUAAGUAUCGCAGCGCUGAAACAAGCACAUCGAGCGCAAAUACAAGCCAGAUGGACAAGGAUAUGGCCCUCAUCUCCCCGCUUUCAACGCCUUCAAGAAAUAGAACCCAACGCUCCCAACAGAUCAUUCCUCAAACUCACCGCUCAAUACUCUAAACGUCUCACCAGUCUCAUAAUCAGCCUCUGCACGCGCCACAUCCCACUAAACCAACACUUGCAUCGCUUGACUAAGGUCGACUCCCCCCACUGCCCCCAUUGUCCGCAAACAGAAGAAACCAUACAUCAUUAUCUAUUCGCAUGUCCACAGUAUCAACGCGAGCGUCACAUCCUAUCCUGCGCCUUAGGUCGAAAAUCCACCUCGUUACCUCAUCUCCUAGCAGCCUCCGAAGCCAUACCUCACUUAGCAAGAUUCGUAAACGCCACACGAUGUAUGAAACCCAUGUUAGGUGAAAUUUCGCUUCCAUCUACCUAA